Molecule: messenger RNA, 1059 nt
Organism: Acanthosepion pharaonis
Lineage: Eukaryota; Metazoa; Mollusca; Cephalopoda; Sepiida; Sepiidae
Source: the annotation of a GenBank genome assembly
AUGUCUUUCAUUCCCCAUAAGAAUAAUCUUUCUUUCUUUCUUUCUUUCUUUCUUUCUUUCUUUCUUUCUUUCUUUCUUUCAUUGAACCUUUUUUUCUUUCUUUCUUUCUUCUUUCUUCUUUCUUUCUUUCUUUCUUUGAACCUUUGUUUAGUUUCUUUCUUUGAACCUUUGUUUAGUUUAGUUCUUUCGUUCUUUAGUUUAGUUUCUUUCUUUCUUUCUUUCUUUCUUUUUUCUUUCUUUCUUUUGAACCUUUGUUUAGUUUCUUUCGUUCGUUCUUUUAGUUUAUUUAGUUUCUUUCUUUCUUUCUUUCUUUCUUUCUUUCUUUCUUUCUUUCUUUCUUUCUUUGAACCUUUGUUUAGUUUCUUUCGUUCGUUCUUUAGUUUAGUUUCUUUCUUUCUUUCUUUCUUUCUUUCUUUCUUUGAACCUUUUGUCUUUCUUUCUUUCUUUCUUUCUUUCUUUCUUUCUUUCUUUCUUUCUUUCUUUCUUUCUUUCAAUAUUUGUCCCGUUCUUCCUUUUCCCAAGAACACUCGCUCUUUCGCUUGCUUCUAUCUUUCCGCCGCCCGUGUUAAAUCUGUUUACUCAUUAGUCCUUUCUGUGCCGCUUCCCCCACACCUCGAUUUCUUCGUCACUAUUUUAUUUGAGCUUGAUAUAUGUUCAAUCUUUUUUUCUUUUUCUUUCUUUCUUUCGUUUAGUUUCUUUCUUUCUUUGGCCUUUCGUUUACGCUUUUCUUUCUUUCUUUCUUUCUCUCUUUUUUCGUUUAGUUUCUUUCUUUCUUUGGCCUUUCGUUUACGCUUUUCUUUCUUUCUUUCUCUCUUUCUUUCGUUUAGUUUCUUACUUUCUUUGGCCUUUCGUUUAAGGUCUUUCUUUCUCCCUUUUUUAUUUGUUUCUUUCUUUUUUCUUUCGUUUAGUUUUUUUUUUAUUUCUUUGUACUUUCGUUUCAGUUUUUCUUUCUUUCUUUUAGUUUCUUUCUGUCUUUGGCCUUUCGUUUGGGUUUUUCUUUGUUUCUUUGUUUCUUUGUUUCUUUCUUUUUUUUCUUUGUUUCUUUCUUUCUUUCUUUAA